Molecule: messenger RNA, 1781 nt
Organism: Apis mellifera (honey bee)
Lineage: Eukaryota; Metazoa; Arthropoda; Insecta; Hymenoptera; Apidae
Product: dynein regulatory complex subunit 3
Exons: 11
Coding region: 1-1722 (573 amino acids)
Molecular function (GO): protein binding
Source: RefSeq, a predicted model, not a curated record
AUGACCCAUACAAUGAUAAAGACAGACGUUAUAUAUUUAUAUAAUUUUAUAAAAAAACUAAAAAUGAAUACAAAUGAUGUUCCUACCAUAUUACAAGAGUUUGCACAGCCUCGUGUAAUAAAUGAAGAUAUGUUAUUAAAUUUAAUAAUUGAACAAGGACCGAAAGGAAUAGCUGGUAGACUCUUUUAUGAGGAUGGUAUUAAUUUGGAUGAAACAAAAGAAAUUCGAAUCGAAUUUCUUAAUAUUUUAAAAAUAGAUUAUUUAUGGAUGAUGCCAAAUCUUACAAAAUUAAAAUUAUCCAAUAAUAUAAUUGAAAAAAUAGAAAAUCUUGAUGCUCUUGUUAAUUUGAAAGAAUUAGAUUUAUCUUUCAAUCGUAUUAAAAUUAUAGAAAAUUUAGAUAAUUUAACAAAAUUAGAAAUAUUACUUUUAUUUAAUAAUGAAAUUAAUGAAAUAGAGAAUAUAGAUAAUUUAUAUCAUCUUACGAUAUUUAGUAUUGGUAAUAAUAUUAUAUCAAGUUGGAAACAUGUAUUAUAUUUAAGAAAAUUUAAAAAUUUAUAUAGUUUGAAUAUGAGUGGAAAUCCAUGCACAAAAGAAGAGGGAUAUUUAGAUUACGUGUUUGCAUUUAUACCUCAAUUAAUUUAUUAUGAAUACAAAAUGGUAACUAAAGAACAAAGACAAACAGCUAGAGAAAAACACUAUAGAGCUUUACAUAUUUUAGAAGAAGCAGAAAUGAAAGAAAAAGAAGAAUUGAAUAUAAGACAAGAACGUGAAAAAAAAUUAGCUUUUCUUACUACUGCAUGUGUAGAAUAUCUAGAUGAAGAUCAUCUUUUUUAUCAAAUGUUUGAAUAUGACAAAGAAGGAAAAGAUUUAUCUAUGGUAAAUGAAGAUACACAAAAUGCAUAUGAACAAUAUAAGAUAAAUUUUUCUACUUUAUGUCAAGAACUUUGUGAAGUAGGAUUAAAAGAACAUGAUAAACGUUUAGAUGAAAUAAAUCUUUAUAAUAUUGGUGUAAAUGAAGGAAAAAAUAUUUCACAGAAUCAUGGAAGGAUGAUUGUAAAUGAAGUUUUGCAAACUAAAGCUGUCACAUUAGUAAAUAUUAAACAAUUAUUAAAAAAAUUAGUUGAAGAUAUAGAUGCUGCUACAUUAGAAGAUAUAACUCAAAAGGCACAACAACUUUCUCAAGAAUUUAAUAAUGUAGUAACUGAAACAUGGACAAAAUUAAUGACCAUUGAAGUAGAUCUACAUGAGCAAAUACAGGAUAUAAAUGAAAUAUUCAGAAUUAAUAUUUCCGAUAUGAUAGAAUCUUUCUUAACAAUUGCACGAGGAUAUUUUUCACAAUUACGUAAUUGUGAAGCAGAAUAUAAUGAUACUAUUAAUGGAUUAAUUUUAUAUUAUCUUAGUGGUUUUGGAGAAGAUCAAAAACUGCCUCGUCAUUUAUUAAAUUUAUGUGAAGAUAAAGAUAUGUUAAGUUAUAAUCUUAAUAAUUCUCAUGAAAGACAUUUACAAGUAAUAGAUGCUCGAGAAGAUAGCAUGGUAAAUCGAUUAAGAAAUUGGCUUAAAGAAUAUAAUGAAGAAUUAUCAAGGCAAGAAAUUGAAAGAAAUAAUCAACAAGUAUUAGAAAUAGCACACUUUGCAGACUCUCAACAAGAAGAAUUUUUAUAUCUCUUACAGCAAUUAAAUAUUAGUGACCCAGAAGUUAUAUUAGCACUUGAAAGUACUUAAAAUUUAAUAGAAUAUUUCUCAAAUUAUUCACUUAAAAAUAAAUAUUUAAAAAAACUAAA